Molecule: messenger RNA, 2966 nt
Organism: Limulus polyphemus (Atlantic horseshoe crab)
Lineage: Eukaryota; Metazoa; Arthropoda; Merostomata; Xiphosura; Limulidae
Product: centrosomal protein of 83 kDa-like
Exons: 14
Coding region: 286-2505 (739 amino acids)
Cellular component (GO): centrosome
Source: RefSeq, a predicted model, not a curated record
UUUAUGAAGAUAGAGAACGCUCUACUUUCAAAAAUACAGUGAACUACUGUAUUUGAACUUUAAUUACAAAUGAACCUGCUUCGGAGAUCGAAUGUUUAAGCGGCUUAAAGAUGAUAUAGAAAUGUCUUGCAAGAUACACAAACAAAUCUUCUUGGAUGGAAGUCAUCAGAUUUUUAACUACAUAAGAGCUAGAGUGCGAUCCAUUUACAGUAUUCAACAGAUUCUAUCAGCUGUACUGGAAGUUUUAUGUGGAAGCAAAUGGUUGAGUUGUAAAAUAUUCUGACAAUGGCUAGUGGUGGAUUUAAUGCUGAAGGCAUUCCUAGUGGAAUGGAGCAAUCUCAAACACCAUCAGAAAGGCUGCCUGGAAGACUUUUAACACAAGAACUGGAGUUAUGGAGCAUGCUUACGGAUGAGAGGCUACGUAGUGAACAACAUAAGAUGAAUUACCAAGCUCUAAAGUCUGAACACACAAGGCUACAAGAUGAGUUUUUGUCUUUACAAUUGGAGUUGAAACAAACUCUUGAGGAUUAUAACCAGCAAAAGGAAAAAAGCCAGACAGCUUUAAGCCAGGCUGAAGAUGUUUUACAGCAGAAACAGGCACAGAUAGAAGAAUUAAAAGCCAAGUUAGCCAGCCAGGCUCCAGAAGUUGUACAACGUCACGUACAGGAGAAAUUUGAACGUAACUUCAAAGGUCGAUGUCAAGAGUUGGAGCAAGAAGCUGAUCACUACAGAGAAGAGUUUAAUAAGCUUCGAUAUGAACACACUAUGUUGAAGACACAAGUAGAGUAUUUGACAACAGAACACCAGAGGACUUUGGAAGAAUUAAAUUUCAAACAUGAGGGAGAGAUAAACAAGUUACAAGAAGAAGUGGAACAAUUGCGAGAUAAGCAGACAACUCAAGGGGAGCAAACAGGAUUGCAGGUUAUAACUCUACAAAAAGAAAACUCGCAAUUGCGACUGAGAGUUAAAGCUCUUCUUACUGAAAUGGAAGAAGUACAAGCUCAGAGGGAGAAGAGUUCUUUAGAAGCUGAGAACAUUAACCGAGCACAGGCAAGGCAGCUGACAGAGCAGUAUGCUAAUAUAUGUACUUUGGAAUCUGAAAAGACAGGUUUGAACAUGCAGAAAGAAGUUAUCCAGAAAGAACUUUCAAAUACUCAAGAGGCUUGUAAUCAUCUAUCUACACAGCUUGACUUGGCCAAAGAAGAAAUUCUUAAGCUUAAGGGUCAGCUGGAUGAGGUAGAACACAUUGCCCAGGUCAAGCUCACAGAACUGAAAAUGGAAGCCAUCAAAGAUAAAGCAGAGGUUGAAAGAGAAAGAGAUAGACUGGCUUCUGAACUAGCAAAUAUGAAGCUUGAAUUGGAGAUUUUAGAAGAAAAAAUCAGGAAACAAAACCAAAACCUAACAGAUCAAGAAUUGGAGUUACAGAGACAACAUCAUGCAGCUCGACAUUAUGAUUUGGAAGUUGUUCGAAAGCUAGAAUCAGAAAAAUUAGAACUAGAGUUGAGAGUGAAAGAGUUGGAGGAUCAACAAAGUGAGAAGGUCCAUGAAGUACAUGCUGAGUUAAAUAAAUUACAACAAAAAUUACAAGCUGCUCUUGAUGGUAAAAUGGCUUCUGAACAAGAACUUGUGACACUUAAAGCUAAACUUGCGGCUGUACAGCUAGAGGUAGAAGAACUGACUCAAUUACGAAAAGAAAACCACAGUCUCCAGAAGGAGGUCAGUGACUUACAGAAAAGAGUAAAAGUGGAGGAGAAUGCCCAAAAAGAAUUACUUCAACAACGUGAAAAUUUGAAGGAGGUUUUAUCACAGCUUCGUUCUGAUUAUCAGACACUAAAGUCACAAGGAGCUCAAGAGAAAGAGGUAAUUGAAAGAAAUCUAGUGAAACAACGGUUGAAUUGGGAAGAAGAAAAACGCCAGUAUCAGCGACACAUAGAUGAUCUAGAGAAAGAGAUUCGUGAAAAACACACACAGACUAACAGUGAAAUAACUGGAAUGAAGAAGAAACAGAAACAAUAUGCAAGGCUUAUUUCAAAACUUAAAAAUAAACUUGAGAUUGCUGAAGCCAAAAUUGAACAAUUUCAAUUUGAAAAAGGAGCUUUGAAAGAAACAGUCCCUCCAGAAGUGCAUUCCAAGCUCAAGAAACAGUUUCAUGAUCUUAAGCUGCGACACCAGAAGUUUCACCAUCUUCUUCAGACAAAUUUUGAUGACUUGUCCACAGGUGGCUUGUCUACAUCCAAAGUUCCUUCAACAAAAACACUACUCAUUCCACAUGUUUCAACAUUGACUGGGGAUAUAGAAAGUCAAUUUAAAAAUAACUUGUCAAUUGGUCAACAAACCUUUGAAUUAAAUACGUUGAAAGAACGCUUGGAUCAGCUUGACCGACAACAAAAACAACAUUUGGAGGAAUUAACUACUUUAACCUCUGACAUCCAAAGUCAAAAAGGAAAUGUGGCCACAUUAUCAGAAGAGGAUGACAUUAGUGAAUCAGACCCAGGAGACUUAUGACAAAUACUUUUUGUUUCAAAGAAUUGCAAUAAUGGAUAUAUGAUGUGUUAUGUAACAAUUAAGUGGAUAAUGUUAAGGAAUAUUCCUGAUCAAAACUUGUGGUUUCACAUGAUGUGCUGGUUGUUAGCUAAGAAAGAACUAUAUUAAUGAGGUUUGUAUGAUAAAUAUUUAUGUAGAUUUACUUGUUUUGUAUCCUCCAUUUUAGGUACAUGCAUGUACUUGACAAUGACCAGAACACAUAGAUGUUACUGUGUGACUGAACAGUUAGAUGCUAUUAUCAUUUUUGUCAGUCAUCAUAUUUAUAAAGUUUUACCUGACAUAGACUAAUGUUAUGUAUUUGUAACACUGCCAUUUCCAUAAUGAACAUUAGUGUUAAGCAAAGAGUUGUAGUUUCUGCUUUAAGUUGUAAUUAGGUGAAAAAAGUUUGUAAUAUUUUUUGUGUAAGGAAAAUAUUAAAUUUG